CAGACCGGAUGUGACGCAGUGGGAGUGCGCAGGCCGGAAAGCUGGCAGGUGGCGAAGAUGGCGGACGGCGGCGGUCGUGUGAGCAAGAGCAGCGGGAGCAGCACGGGGAAGGGGGCGGUGUCGGCCGAACAGGUAAUUGCUGGCUUUAAUCGCCUUCGGCAGGAACAGAGAGGCUUGGCAUCCAAAGCCGCUGAGCUGGAGAUGGAACUGAAUGAGCACAGCCUAGUGAUUGAUACACUGAAGGAAGUGGACGAAACCCGCAAGUGCUACCGAAUGGUUGGAGGUGUGCUGGUAGAGCGGACCGUCAAAGAAGUGCUGCCUGCCUUGGAGGGUAACAAAGAGCAGAUACAGAAGAUCAUCGAGACACUGUCACAGCAGCUUCAGGCAAAGGGGAAAGAACUCAAUGAAUUUCGGGAAAAGCACAACAUUCGUCUUAUGGGAGAAGAUGAGAAGCCAGCAGCCAAGGAAAACUCAGAAGGGGCUGGGGCUAAAUCCAGCUCAGCAGGAGUGCUGGUCUCUUAGGAACUAAGGCCUCUGCACUUCCUUUUUUCACCCUGACUCCCACUUCUAGUUUCUUUUUAUUGUUGUUGUCAUUAUUAUUAUUUUCUCUGCUAUUGUAAUAUUUUUUUGUUAAUUAAAUGUUUUGGUCAGAAUGCUUA
This is a messenger RNA of Peromyscus californicus insignis, 659 nucleotides long. RefSeq names its product prefoldin subunit 2 (gene Pfdn2). Gene Ontology annotation, biological process: protein folding. Lineage: Eukaryota; Metazoa; Chordata; Mammalia; Rodentia; Cricetidae. The transcript is spliced from 4 exons. The record is from RefSeq and is a predicted model, not a curated record. Gene Ontology annotation, molecular function: protein folding chaperone. Bases 58 to 522 code for a protein of 154 amino acids. Gene Ontology annotation, cellular component: cytoplasm; prefoldin complex.